CCUUCGCAUCACAGCACAGGCAGGUCAAAAAGCGAAAAGCGAGCAAGUUAGGUGGCGAAAGAUUUUUUUCUUCCAUCUCAUCUAGUGAGUGACCGCCAUUAAAGCGAGACAAAAGAUUAUAAAGUGCUAUUUCUACGUGCGUAGUGCAAAAGUGAAUCGCAAAUAAGUGGAUUUUAGCGGGAUUACCGACGUGUCGAUUCUGGCACCGUUUGUUGCUGCUAUCCCUGGGAAUCGUUUGCGGCCAGACUGGGCCCGUUCUGUGCUGGUUUACCAGCUUAUUUUCUUCGGCUGACCUGUUAAAACAAAAGGCUUAAAAAUUGAGGCCACAGGAGCUUUCACCGGACCUAUCAUGUUCACCACCAAUAACAUCCAGGCCGGCACGCCGGUCGGGAUACAGUAUCAAACGACCACGGCGGAUGUGAACAAACAGGUCAAAAUCGACGGGCAGAAGGCGAACCAGCAAACGCCGGAGUUCUCCACCUUCUACGCGAAUGUCAACAUGAUCCAGAAGUUGACGCCCACGUCACAGGCUCUGAGCACCGUUAAUCUGGCCCAGCUUGCCGACGACACCAAGACCGUACAGUAUUUGCAGCCGUUCAGCUAUGCGAACUGUGCCCUCGUUAAUCAGAUGCAGAUCCCCAACGGCGUUACAGGGAUAACUGUGGACGGCCGACAAUUGGUGGUAAAUAAGCCGAUAGCCAAUACUAUUUCCAACAUAAGCUUCAAGUGCGACGUUUGUGGUUUGAUGUUCAACCACUUAACUCUGCUGAACCAUCACAAGCGAACCCACAACCAGGAUGGCGAAUCAACCUCCGAUGCCAUCACCGUUGUAACCCAGCCGCAGAAUCUAGUGCAGGCACAGAACAUCAUUUCAGAAACCGGUCAAAAUCUCGGUCAGAUUCAGAUAGUCGCCACAGAAGCACUGGAUCCAGCCCCGCAAUCAGUUCAGCAACAAUUGGAACAACAGCAUCAACAGCAACAACAGCAGCAGCAACAACAACAACAGCAACAACACCAACAGCAACACCAGCAGCAGCAACAUCAGCAAGUAGUGCACGUGACUCACAUGAAACAGGAGAAGAUACAGAAAUGUAUCACCUGUGGAGGACCCAUUCAAAACAAUCCUAAACGCAAGGGACCGAAGUUGAUUCGUUGCGAGACCUGCAUCAGCAACGAUAACGCCCAUAACGUGGCUAGACCAACGCAAAUCUUUGUCGCCCCGGACGGUGACAUCAAAUUCGAGAUAGGCGAAAUUCCCAACACUUCCAACAGCAAUUCGUCUAUGGAGUCGUUGAUGCCGACGCAGAUAACCAACAUCAAAACGGAACACAACACGGCCCCGGCGGCGAUGGCGGCGCACCCGGUUAAAAAGCGAAACCUUGCUACUGUCACCAAAUGCAACAAGUGCAACGGGUCGGGCGUGAUUAUCGUUGGCGGUCAGAAGAAGCAUUUACAUCAGAAUCCAAAUGCUGUGCAUCAGCAUCAGGCACAAGAAAAGCCGUUUACGUGCAAUACCUGUGGUGGAAGGUUUUCGCGGUAUUCCAGCUUGUGGUCGCAUAAGAAACUGCACUCCGGAGAGAAGAAUUACAAGUGCGGAAUCUGUGGAAUAGCUUUCGCUAAGGCGGUCUACUUGAAGAACCAUACCCGAAUACACACCGGGGAAAAACCGUACAAAUGCGGAACCUGUGGGAUGCAGUUCUCCCAAUCUCCCCACUUGAAGAAUCACGAAAGAACGCACAGUGGAGAGAAACCGUACGUUUGUGAGGUCUGCGAUAAGGGUUUUGCCCGACACGCUACCCUCUGGAACCAUAGGCGUAUUCAUACCGGCGAGAAACCCUACAAAUGUAACCGGUGUCAGUCAGCAUUCAGUCAAGCUGCUCAUUUGAAGAAUCACGAAAAGGUUCAUUCUGGAUUGAAACCGUUCAAAUGUGACAUUUGCUCAGCGGCAUUUGCUGAUCGGUUCGCUCUGAAACGGCAUCGGGGAAUUCAUGAGAAAUAUGGUCAAACCGCCCCGUUGCACCAAAACCAGAUUGUUCAUAAGGAGGAAAUAAUCGAAAUGGAUGAAAGAUCCGGCGAAGUGGUAAUCGGUACCAUGUAAGCAAGCCGCUCGAUUCCACCAAGCAGAAGGCAAGCAUACACAAAUUCGAUUGACCGUAUCACUUUUUGGCGUUAGCCAAAUCGAUUGGAAUUGUGAUUACUAUUGGCAAAGCACGUUUCCAAACAGUGAUGUUAUUUUUGCGGUACUAAAUAUUGAACAGAGUUAGUCAGAUUGUAGGUUCAUUUUUUACUGUUCACGAUAGAAAUCAUUGAACUCGAUUGUGAAGUUCAUAUUCGAACAGCAACAUUAUUUCGAAGCCAUAUUUAAAACAUUUUUGUAAUUGUUUAUUUUAAUUUCUAACUUCGAUAAUAGUGAUAAAUGAUUUUUAAACGAAAAUAAAUAAAAGAAACUUAAUGAAAAGUUUGAGGAAAUAUCAGUAGUUUUAUUACAGGUCUUUCGCACGUCUGGCGUGUCUGAGGUGUAGCAGAAUUCUUUUUAUGAAAUAAUGGUAACGCUACCACCACACAGAAAACAUUAGAUUUAUAAACAUACUUUUAUGUUUAGUAAGAGAUCGAUGUAUAUAGGAUCAAUAUUAAUGGUGAAACAUAAUGUAUAGAAGAAAGUUGUCACAUUUGUUUUCGUUCAUAGUUAGCAUGUAAGUUUUUAUUUCUCUGUUCAAUUGCUUCACCACAUACUAUUCAUAAAUUUCGUUAGUAGGCAACGAUGAAGUUAGCAGCAGUCGUACAAAUUAGUUAUGAAAAUAUAAAACUAGCCUUAUAAUUUCUAUCUUUGUACAUAAACAUAACUAAAAAUAUUCGGUUUCCAAGUAAAUGUAUAGAUGGCAAUACAUUUUGAAAUAAAGUUAAAUAUUACAAUAAUGAA
This is a messenger RNA of Topomyia yanbarensis, 2920 nucleotides long. RefSeq names its product zinc finger protein ZFP2 (gene Clamp). Gene Ontology annotation, cellular component: nucleus. The transcript has 9 exons. Bases 350 to 2098 code for a protein of 582 amino acids. Gene Ontology annotation, molecular function: RNA polymerase II cis-regulatory region sequence-specific DNA binding; DNA-binding transcription factor activity, RNA polymerase II-specific. The record is from RefSeq and is a predicted model, not a curated record. Lineage: Eukaryota; Metazoa; Arthropoda; Insecta; Diptera; Culicidae. Gene Ontology annotation, biological process: regulation of transcription by RNA polymerase II.